AUGGGAGAUACUGUAGUUGAAACAGCACCUGGAGACGAAAAUGAUGACAGCUGGUUGUAUGGUGAAUCAACUGGUGACCAAGUGGGAGAUAAAUCGGCAGAAGAAGGUGAAAAAGGACAAGAACAGACUGAUGCAGCUCAAGGCGCUGCUGAAGGCGAAGAAAAAGAGGUUGAAGAAAAUGAAGCCACCAAUGAUGACUCGCACUUCAGUGAUGAACACUUUGCGGAUGUAGGACGAGAUGGCGAGGAUCAGAAUGGUGAUGCGGAUAGUCAAAACAAUGGGGAUUCUGAUUCUGAUGACAGUGAUGAUAUUAAAGUUACUAUUGGAGAGAUCAAAUCAGGUCCACAGGCUUAUGGCAGUCUUAAUAUCAAACGUGGUGUCGGUUUAGUAGCCACAGGGGCCGCAGACAAACCUCGAGCGACUGCAAUUACUGGAGGUAAAGUGACACAAGAAGAUUUAGAAGGACCUGGCAGUAUUAAUGGUGUUCCUGCAUUGGAGUUCAAUAUUGACACAAUUGAAGAUAAGCCCUGGAACAAACCUGGUGCUGAUAUAUCAGAUUAUUUUAAUUAUGGAUUUAAUGAAGUAACGUGGAGUGCUUACUGCGAGCGUCAGCGUCGUAUGCGAGUCAACGAAGCUGGCGUUGGUCUGCACGUCGGUGUGGCGCCGCGACCGCCUCCGCCAGACAUGAGGCGACCACUUGGUCCAGGCCGAAUGGAUGAAAUGCCACCACCAAUGUCAAACAAUUAUCAAGCUAGAGAAAACACCAUACAGGUGAUGACAGCUGAACGGAGAGAGUACGGCCGAAGUGGUCACCAGCGAGACAUGGGAGCGCCAGAGUACUUCGGACCGCCGCCAAACGAACACUACUAUCAACCACCACCACAUGCACCUUACGAAGAACCUUGGGGUCACCCUGAACAGACAGGUUGGGCUCCAAGCGAGAUAAAGGAGCUAACACCUGGGCCCAUGGGUCCUCCCGCCCUGGGCCCGCCCAUGAUGGGGCAGCCUCUGGGCCCGCCGCACAUGAGCGGGCCCCCUCACAUGUUGCAAGCGCCGCCCUUCGCGCCACCUUACCGCCAGCACCCGCCGCCACACAUGCACGACAGAGAACGCGAUAGGGACCGCGACAGGGAUCGGGAGCGCGAGAGGGACAGAGACAGGAUGAGGGAGAGGGAAGAAAGGGAAAGGGGCCACCGUGAUAGACGUGAAGACGAGGAUAGAGAAAGGGAUAGAGAAAGAGACCGCUCGCGAUCCAUGAAACCAGAUCGUAUUAGGGAGAAAUCGUACAGGCGAGAUAGAUCACGCUCGAGAUCGCGACGUCACAAAUCCCGGUCUCGUUCGCCCCGGCUCCGGGAACGAUCCCGGGAGCGGGAACGUUCACGGGAAAGAGAACGAUCCCGAGACAGAGAACGCAGUGUCAAACCUAAGAAAGACAAGGAAAAAGAAGAGGAAAAGUAA
Arctia plantaginis is the source of this 1458-nucleotide messenger RNA. NCBI's taxonomy places the organism in Eukaryota, Metazoa, Arthropoda, Insecta, Lepidoptera, Erebidae. The record is from the annotation of a GenBank genome assembly.